AUGGAAAAGCUGGGUAUUGAUGAAGAGUCGAAAGCGAAGGUUGGAGCUCGCAGGCGUGUCCACGAGAGGCGAAAAAGAAGGCGCAACGAAAGGCGCAUGAAAAGGCAGGAGAGGCAAAAUGGCCAUGUCGAUGAGCUGGCAGAACUUCAGAAAGCUAUAGAAGAGAAGAAUGAGGAGUUAGAAAGACAACAGGCGAACAUUGCAAAGUUGAAUGCACAGCUGGAGAAGGAAAGAGAAUUUCGCAAAAACUCAAUGCAACUACCAUCCGUACGACCCUGGCACCUUACAAUUGGUCGUGAGAUAGGAAAGGGGUCAUGCGGAAUGGUGUAUGCUGCUACAUUUGGAAAGCAAAGCGUAGUAGUAAAAAAGCUGGAUAGAAAGCAAACAACGCUCAACAUGGCUCAGACCGAGGCUCAUUUCCUCCACAACCUCAGGCACCCAAGUCUAUCACUACUUGUUGGAGUUGAUUUUGAGUCAAAAUCUGAUGACGAUUACAAGAUAAUAAUGCCACUUUACAGUGUCGAUGGUUCAUUGAUUAAUCUGUUGGGCACUAUGUUGUCAAACGAACUCGUGAAGACCGAAAUCAGAAGCACAUGGAUGGACCUUUUGAUGCAAGUUACCAAAGCCAUCGCAUACUUGCACAGGGUUGGAGUACUACAUAAUGAUUUAAAAUCAAACAAUGUAGUGCUCCAUCGGAAUGCUGAUAAAAGUUUGACGGCUAUAGUGAUUGACUUUGGUAAGGCCUCAUUUAUUGCCGAUGGUCACGUCUCAUCACGAUCUACAAAACCAAAGCAUAUAGCAUCAGAGGCCAAAAAAUCGACAUCAAGUGACAUAUUCUCCCUUGGUUGCAUUUUCAAAGACGCCUUCGGCCUCGUUAAAGAACUACACAUUUCCUCAAAUUUGCUUGUAUAUAUAAUUUUUAUACAUUGA
Exaiptasia diaphana is the source of this 930-nucleotide messenger RNA. RefSeq names its product mitogen-activated protein kinase HOG1-like. The record is from RefSeq and is a predicted model, not a curated record. Lineage: Eukaryota; Metazoa; Cnidaria; Anthozoa; Actiniaria; Aiptasiidae. Gene Ontology annotation, molecular function: protein kinase activity; ATP binding. The coding region runs from base 1 to 930 and encodes 309 amino acids. Gene Ontology annotation, biological process: protein phosphorylation. The transcript has a single exon.